Solanum verrucosum is the source of this 1541-nucleotide messenger RNA. RefSeq lists its product as uncharacterized. Gene Ontology annotation, cellular component: endomembrane system. Bases 62 to 1138 code for a protein of 358 amino acids. Lineage: Eukaryota; Viridiplantae; Streptophyta; Magnoliopsida; Solanales; Solanaceae. The record is from RefSeq and is a predicted model, not a curated record. The transcript is spliced from 11 exons.
UCUUCCCAAAACCACAUAGAUCAGAUUCAAACUCCCAUCUUUCUCCCUCUCUCUUUCUACAAUGGAUCCAAAAUCUUCUUACAAAUUCACCUUUCUAUUACUUCUAUCACUCUUCCUGCAUUCUAAGGUUGCUGAUGGAACCUCUUCAGUAUAUUUUCUAGAUAACCCAUCUCACCGUUACUUCCGUUCUCCUUCUUCCGAUGCUUCUUCUAAGAUAAGUUCCUUGUCUCUUUCCGAAGUUGGUGCUACUGUAUCAGUCUUGCUUGGUUUUGCACCUCCUGCUACUCUUUCCUCUGCUAGUUCAUCGAAGUUGAAUGAGGUACUUGUACCAAAUCCGUUUGAUAGGCCGGGUUCUGUCCUCAUCCUAGAAGUUACAGGAGCCGAAGGUGUUUCUUUUGAGGCCCUUAGAAGCAAUGUAGUAAGUGAAAAUAGAGCUGACAUUCAACUUCCAGAUGCAGAUAAAGUUUCUCUUUUUUCAUUGGAUGAACCAAAAACUGAUGCUGAAUAUUCAGACAAAGAACUAAGUGAAUUUGCAUCAUGGUUGAGCGGUUCAUAUGUGAAUGGAGAGCUGACAGUCCCCUUGGAGGAUGACGCUAAUUUGAAAUUUCAAUUGUCAAAGGAAGCAGAUAGGGGGUUUGUAACAAGUCUUGUUUCACUCACCCAUAAGAUUCAAAGAGCAAUGGAGACGCACCAAGAUUUAUCUGGAGCUGUGCACCAUCCAUCUGAGCUAAUUUCUGGAAAAUUUGAUGGCCUUAAGGCUCUCAAAGAGCAGUAUGGAGCAGAAAGUGUUGUGGAAGGAGCUAAAUUGUUCAGUAUUGUGAUGUCGAAGAUGUUUGAUUCCUUAACUGAAGCCUAUAAAGGUCAAAUUGUUGGAGUCAUUGUCUGCAAUGAAACACCUUCAGUAGCAGAGCCAUUAUUUGACGUCGUUUUCACUUCUCAACCAUCUGCCCGCUGGCUGGAGGAAACACAAACUUCACCCAAUUCAACAGUUAUUGAAGAAAUUAUAUUGGUUAGACGAACUGUUGCAUGGAUUACAGGACUCUUGCUUAUAAUUGCCACUCUAUUAGGAAUCUACUUUCUCCUCAACAUGCCACUUACAAGGGACACCCUUCUCUAUUCUAACGUGAAGCUUGAUUAGAAUUCUAAUGCUGCAUGCAUUAAACGUCAGGACAUCAAUGGUGCAAUCUGCCCAUGAUAUUGUACAAUUGUGAUUCUCUCUCAUUUCCUGUUGUUUAAAUUAUAUUGCCAUUGCCAAAGAUCAACUUAUAGCUGUAAUAAAGCUGGUUUUGCCUUCCGGGGGUUUUCACGACACUAGCUGUUUGUAUUGUAGCAAAUAUAUGGGUAAUUAUUCAUGGAAGCAAAUGAGGAGGAACUGUUGAAGUGAAAAAGGGGUUGAGGAAACAGAUUGUGUUUUUGCUUUUGUGUAUUCAUUUAGAUUCUGGUAUUAUGCUCUUUAUAUUUGUUGUAUUCCAAAACUUGAACAAUGGAAUAUCGUCUACUUCAAUAUUUUUGUCGAUGAAUAAGAUUUCGAAUUUGGAUCA